Messenger RNA from Bacillus rossius redtenbacheri, 1265 nucleotides. RefSeq lists its product as uncharacterized. Lineage: Eukaryota; Metazoa; Arthropoda; Insecta; Phasmatodea; Bacillidae. Gene Ontology annotation, cellular component: cytosol. Bases 736 to 1125 code for a protein of 129 amino acids. The transcript is spliced from 3 exons. The record is from RefSeq and is a predicted model, not a curated record. Gene Ontology annotation, molecular function: protein-disulfide reductase activity.
GGAGAGAGAGAAACUAUGAUUGCCGAGUCUGAGACCUAGUUAAGUUUUUUAGGCCCAAUCCACUGGAUGGUAGCAUUCAUAACAAUACGAACGCGAGAGAUUUGAGAUAUCAGGUUCGGAGCUGGCUGGCGGCCCUGCACGGCCACUGGCGUCACAUGCAAUCCACUGACGUAAGGCUUGCCACGCGCACCUGGCCAGAUUAAAAGGGUAGUAACUACCCCCCUCCCCCUCCACCCCUCCGCUACGUCCUCCCUCGGCGCUGUUAUCUACCGCUGAGCGGCCAUGGGAAUUCCGCUGGCCGCUGCACAGAGCAGCAUGUAUUAACUCCACCCUUCUGGAUUGUUCGAGCGUCGGGUCGUCCCGAAAUGAUGCGACUCGCCACAGCCGCACUCGUCGGUUCGAGAUGAGCGUCCAGGUACUUAAAAAGCGACGCCUGCCUCCGCGAAAGUUUGGCGAUAAGAGUUUCAUGAAGGGUGCUGCGUGAGUUCCGCGCCAUGAGUGCCGUAUUCAGAGUGAGUACCGCGACAUUUUCGAGAGCAAAGGGAAGUGAAGAGAAGUGCGACAUCUGCGAAGAGGGUGAGAGACCCCCAUGAGAGAGGCGCGACGCGAUGUUCGACUGGAUCGUGGGAGUGCGGCGACUGAGUGACUCAAGACUGUGUGGACAGGCGCGAGGUGUGCGACCUGCUGGACUUCCACCGCCAGCUGGCCGGGGCGGGCCGGCGCCUCGUGGUGGUCAUGUUCGCGGCGGCCUGGUGCGGCGCGUGCCGCAAGCUGGCGCCCGGCCUGGAGGAGGUGACGCGGCGCUUCCCGGCCGCCGUCUUCCUCAAGUUCGCGAAGCAGACCUGGAGGUUUUGGGAACGGCUGCCCGAAGGUGGACGUGGACCAGUUAGACCAGCUGGCGGCGGAGUACGUCGUCAACGCAGUGCCCACAUUUGUGUUCGUCCGCUCGGGCAAGAUGGUCGACAGCUUCGCCGGCGCCAACGAGGAGAAGCUGGUCCAGGUGAUGGCGAGCCUGGGGUAGUCGUCGCGACGUACAUCCCGGCAGCGUUGCCAACACCCUCGCAAGUUCCCCGGCGCUUCAAGGAAACUUUACCUGUUCAGUUUCAAAAACCUCCAAAAUUAUGAGAAGCAAAAAAUAAAGUGUAGAAGUCACAUUUUGUGAACUCACUAAGAAGAAAAUUUACCAAGUUGUGUGCCUGUCUAAUUUUUGAGGAAAAAUUAUAGUGUUUGUCAUAUGGAAUUUAAUAAAUAUAUUAACUGAUGUG